This is a messenger RNA of Botrytis fragariae, 1146 nucleotides long. RefSeq lists its product as uncharacterized. The coding region runs from base 1 to 1146 and encodes 381 amino acids. The record is from RefSeq and is a predicted model, not a curated record. Lineage: Eukaryota; Fungi; Ascomycota; Leotiomycetes; Helotiales; Sclerotiniaceae. The transcript has a single exon.
AUGCAACAGUCUCCCAAACCCCCAGAUAAUUCCCUGCACAAUCAGAAUCGCACCUUAUCCUUCCACUCCCUCCUAAACCUCGCAUCUCUAAGUCCUUUACGUAACUUUUUAGCCCGCGCUCCCAUUUCAUCAAAUAGUUCAUCCACCUCCUCAAUCAGCACACCAGCCCCUUGUAUUCCUCAGAUUCACCCUGGCGAGUACGAGACCUACAAAUCCGUCAACAAACUCCUUUCGACAUUCAACUCUCGUUCCAUCGCUAAAGCCCGUCGGGCAAAUGCCAAAUCCAAAGCCCAGCUUCUCCAUAAUGAAGAGGAAGAUACAUAUCGUAGUAUUCACUGCGGCGAUCAAAACUGUUGUUUUUCCUCUCCCUAUUCAGUUUAUCGCACACGUUCAAGCCUAUCCUCAUCUAUUACGCGAUCUAAAAAUAUCCGAUCACAAUCUCGAUCUCGAUCCGUUUCGAAUCCAAAUUUACGGCUCGCCAGUUUGAAAGGCGAUGAGAAAUCCUUAGCCCCGUCUGUUUCUUCAUUAUCCCUACAUCCUUUUCGCAGAUCCCUUACUAUUACUGGAAGUUCAAAACGGUCGACUUCUCUUUUUUCAGGAAGUCCACCGCCAUCGGGAGAAUCGCUACGGCCUUUGUAUAAAUAUCCUGAGCCGGUUGGACCGAGAAGUUCUAGUUGGUUGAAUGGACAGCUAGGUAUGGGGGUGGAGAGGUCGAAAAGCGUUAGUUGGACUCUAGAUAUGCCGGUCAAUCGUCGAAGAAGGGACAGUCAGCAUUAUCGACCGAGUAGCUUAUCUCGAUUUUCAUGGACGGCAGAGGAUAUUGAAUUGGGUUUGAUGAAAGAAAACAUAACUGUGAAAGAGAAAGGCGAAAGGGAAAUUGCGUACGAAUGGGAUGGAGCUUUUGGAUGGACACAAGCUUGUAAGGAAUGUGGAAGAGAAAGAUGUGUCAAAUGCUCAGGGAUUGUGUUUGAACAGAUUGUUGAGGAGGGAGAGACCGUCACUGGGGAGGAAGGGAUAUUUAAUAUUUGUACGCCGUGUGUACAUGGGUUUUGUCCAGGGACAAAAAUGUGGUUGAGAAUUAAAUGUAGGACGUGUGGAGAAGUAGGAUGUUUAAGGUGUAGUAAGAUAUAUGUGAUGGAGAGUUAG